AUGCAAGGAGAACCAAUAACGGUGACAUUGGGAUUGAGAACAAAAGGACUAAGAAAACCAGCGUUGAAAAUUAGAGCAGCCACAGCGAAGGGAACCAUGACAGACGGAUUAAUGACAAGAGGUCCGAAAAUAAUUGGCGUCACGACGACUGGUGUAAGAAUAAACGGACUCAUGACCUUUGGAGACAAAAAGUCCGGAUGCACCAGCACUGGCGACAUAAGAACCGGGGCACCGAUCAUCGGACUCGUAGUAAAAAUAGUUGUGGUGCUUGGUGAAAAAAUAACAGGGCUGAAAAUGAAUGGCGAAAGGGCGACGUUACCAAGAACAGUCGGUGAUCCAAUGAGCGGAGAUAAAAUAUUUGGCUCAAAAUAUUUGGAGAAAGGAUACGCUCCGCGUUCUUCUCCGGUUCCACAGGAAAAAGUCUUGGCGACAGCACCCUAA
Soboliphyme baturini is the source of this 441-nucleotide messenger RNA. The record is from the annotation of a GenBank genome assembly. Lineage: Eukaryota; Metazoa; Nematoda; Enoplea; Dioctophymatida; Soboliphymatidae.